Drosophila eugracilis is the source of this 2295-nucleotide messenger RNA. It is a transcript of the gene AdipoR, whose product is annotated as adiponectin receptor protein. Lineage: Eukaryota; Metazoa; Arthropoda; Insecta; Diptera; Drosophilidae. The record is from RefSeq and is a predicted model, not a curated record. The transcript is spliced from 7 exons. Gene Ontology annotation, cellular component: plasma membrane. Gene Ontology annotation, biological process: adiponectin-activated signaling pathway. The coding region runs from base 212 to 1543 and encodes 443 amino acids. Gene Ontology annotation, molecular function: signaling receptor activity.
CCCCUUUUCUGCAGACAGCCACACUGGGAAAACACAGAAAAAUUAAGGAAAAACAGAUGAAAAACUGAGAUUGUAUACAAUUAUAGCAAGAGCAGCAAGUAGUUUUCCGCGUCAGUGUUGACUUCUAAGCCUGCCGUUGGAGUAACGGCAAUUGCGCGACUUUUGAGUGAUUAAAUAGCCGAGAUUCCAAAGGAUCCGAGACCAUAUCGAAAUGGACUCGGCCACGAAUCUUCUGGAGCGACACGGCUCGACGGGCAAUUUAAGUAGUGGUGGACCAGCCGAAGUAGAAGUAACCACCCAUGCUAGGGCCACCUUUGGAAUGGAUUUUGCAGGAAAUCCGACAGGCGAGGCAGAGACCACCACCACGGCCACUUUGCGUUCAGCAGGAUCCGACGAGGACAUCUUUGAGCAGGUGAAGAUGAUUCUGCGCAAGCGACGCGGCUGGGGACCAGAGGAUUCUCUCAGCCCCAAUGAUUUGGACCUUCUGGAGUACGAUGACGAGUUGGUCGAGGAGGACGACGCUGGUUGUCCACUUCCCUCGACACCGGAGGACACACAGCUUAUCGAGGCGGAGAUGACGGAGGUGCUGAAAGCUGGCGUUCUAUCCGAUGAAAUUGAUUUGGGCGCAUUGGCCCACAAUGCCGCCGAACAGGCUGAGGAGUUUGUGCGUAAGGUCUGGGAGGCUAGCUGGAAAGUGUGUCACUAUAAAAACCUACCCAAAUGGCUGCAGGAUAAUGACUUCCUACACCGCGGCCACCGCCCACCGCUUCCCUCGUUCCGCGCUUGCUUCAAAUCGAUUUUCCGUGUUCACACGGAAACGGGCAACAUCUGGACACAUCUCUUGGGCUGCAUCGCCUUUAUUGGCGUGGCAUUGUACUUCAUAACGCGUCCCUCGGUUGAGAUUCAAACGCAGGAAAAGAUCGUCUUUGGCGCCUUCUUCAUCGGCGCCAUCGUAUGCUUGGGAUUCUCCUUCGCCUUUCACACACUCAGCUGUCAUUCUGUAGAGAUGGGAAGACUGUUUUCUAAACUUGACUACUGUGGAAUUGCGCUGCUAAUCAUGGGCUCCUUUGUGCCUUGGCUGUACUAUGGCUUCUAUUGUCAUUACCAGCCAAAGGUGAUAUACCUAUCGGUGGUGUGUGUGCUGGGCGUUCUCUCCAUCGUUGUCUCGCUGUGGGACAAGUUCUCGGAGCCGGCACUUCGUCCCUUGCGCGCUGGCGUGUUCAUGAGCUUUGGCCUGUCCGGCGUGAUUCCAGCGAUUCACUAUAGCAUUAUGGAGGGUUGGUUCAGCCAGAUGAGUCGCGCCAGUCUGGGAUGGCUAAUUCUCAUGGGCCUUCUAUACAUCCUUGGCGCUUUGCUGUAUGCCCUACGUGUUCCCGAGCGCUGGUUCCCCGGAAAGUUUGACAUUUGGGGCCAAUCACAUCAAAUAUUCCAUAUACUGGUCAUUGCGGCUGCCUUCGUCCACUACCACGGCAUCUCGGAAAUGGCCAUGUACCGCGUCAUGUACAGCGAGUGUACCGUUCCCAUCGAACCAAUAACCUUUUAGAUGCUGAAGUAGAUGCCAAGGAACAAUCAUCGGAAAAAGCACAUACAAUCCCAUACAUUUUCAUACAUACAUAAAUAAUUGCGAACUAGAAAAGUUUUACAAUGCAACCUUUUUAGCGUUUGGUGAGCAUUUGUACCUUGUUAUACAAAAUUAACGGAUCGAAACACAAACUCGCGAAUUAGGCGCAUUUAUCAUCAAAAUCUUACAUACAAAAACCUAGCAAAACAGUUGAUUGUCGAAUGAAAUCUGCAGUAGAGUUAAUAUAUGUAUCAUUAUUUAUAAAAAUUCCAAUUCGUCUACUUAAUGUUAUCCUAAGUUGAAUGACAAUUCUGUAGUACAGAAUAGGCUUGCUUCUGGAAUUGGCAAAUUGCAAAACAUCAGCCAGGAGUCAUCGCGAGAUGACUUUCGCUCAGGGUUACCAUUGCUAUAAUAGUUCGAAGAGCCAGCCAAGCAAUUUCUAUUUUAAGUUAUGCAAUUAGAUGAUCCCGUUGUGGCAUUAGUAUUUACCGCUUAUAUUUGUUAGGGUUGUAUGGAGUAAUGAACAUACACACACAUUUCAAUCGUUAGAUGAGGUCUGAGUUACAUAAACACUUACUCACACACAUCACAAAUUCCGUAUCCCUGCACACACUGAGGGCAGAACGGCGCGUAUGGAGUCUAAGAUAUUAUAUCACCAUAUACAUUAUAAUUGCAGAUCUAUCACAAAAACAUAAAGCGAAUCAAAACAAUAAAAAACUGAAAAGACUUCUAAA